Messenger RNA from Orbicella faveolata, 1855 nucleotides. RefSeq names its product solute carrier family 35 member F1-like. Gene Ontology annotation, biological process: transmembrane transport. Gene Ontology annotation, molecular function: transmembrane transporter activity. NCBI's taxonomy places the organism in Eukaryota, Metazoa, Cnidaria, Anthozoa, Scleractinia, Merulinidae. The record is from RefSeq and is a predicted model, not a curated record. Gene Ontology annotation, cellular component: membrane.
AGCCUGUUUUCCAAGAUGGCGGACGAACCAGAUCAACGUACCGUAGAAAGUCUGCCGUUUUCGCCGUUUUGUGGGAGAAUUUUCAACCGGAAAUUUUUAGCAAUUCUUGUUCUUGGUCAACUGUUGUCCUGGCUUGUUUGUGGAACUGGAGUCUUCAGUCAGCUUUUAGUGACUAAUUAUGGUAUCGAGAUUCCAACAACACAAAGUUUCUUGAACUAUUUAUUAUUAGGAUUUGUGUAUACAACAACACUCGCUUGCCAUCCCAGGGACUUCAAAACUAGACUAAAAGAAACAGGAUGGAAAUAUUUUCUGUUAGCACUUUGUGAUGUAGAAGCCAACUAUUUGGUAGUGAAAGCUUACCAGUACACUAAUCUUACAAGCAUUCAGGUUCUGGAUUGUUUUUCUACAAUAUCAGUUUUGGUACUCUCAUGGAUAUUCUUGAAAGUACGCUAUGAAUGUAUUCAUUACUCAGGAGUGUUAACCUGUUUGGCUGGCAUUGCCUGUCUGGUUGUAGCAGAUUAUUAUGGAUCUCGCUAUUAUGGCUCAGGUAAAAACCAAGCAAUAGGAGAUGUUCUUGUGCUGUGUGGUGCUGUUAUGUAUGGAGUGUCCAAUGUUGCACAAGAGUUUGUCGUCAAGAAUUUUAGCAGAGUCGAAUUUCUCGGCAUGAUUGGUUUAUUUGGGAGUAUCAUAUCCGCUAUCCAGAUGGUUAUUCUUGAAAGGCAUCAACUGUCAACCAUUGAAUGGGACUCUAAAAUUGUUUUGUUCAUCAUUGGCUUUGGCCUUUGUUUGUUCUUACUUUACAAUUUGAUGCCAGUGGUCAUGAAGCUCAGUAGUGCCACAGUUGUCAACUUGUCUCUGUUGACGGCAGACUUUUACAGCUUAUUCUGUGGCUUAUUUCUAUUCCACUACAAGUUCUCAGCACUGUACCUUGGAUCAUUAGGAUUUAUAAUACUUGGCGUAAUUGUAUACAAUCUGAAGCCGACGCCCAGCCAGGCUGCCUCUUCUGGUACCCAGGCCUUAUCUUACAGACGAAUUGAAGACGACUCGCAGCAAACGGAAGACGACUCAGCGGCAUCGUCAUCAGCAUCAUCUUUGGUUGGUCACAUGACUAAUGGAUGCUGUCGGGAAUUAAGAAUGAUUUCUUUGUGAUAAUACUGUGUGUGAAAGAAAACCUGCUAAGUGAUAAGAUCUGAAAUGAUUCUUGUGAGCGAAAUUUGCCCAGACUGAAAUAUCUUAGCAUUGCAACUUUGUGGUCAUUGCUGGGUUGUGACAAGGUACUUUUCUGACGUUCAAGUGAAGCAGUGCCAUGUUGCAGCCCAUAAAACAGCUGAGGAGAUUUCAAGACCUGUCUGUGGUGAAAUGGGGACCAGAAGUUGUUAAUCUCAAAUCAACCUCUUUUUGAUUGCUGCCAUCAAUUAGACUACGAGUAGUCCCUCCUUUGCUCAGUCCGUCGAGUGAAACCGUAAACCGCGAGAAAAAAUGGCCGUUCGAAAUCCCGGGGUGAGAAGCACGCGAAAUCGCGGGUUUCGUUCGCGUCUCGCACGACGAACUAAGCGAAAGAACGUCUACUCGCAGUCCUCGUAGCCCUCGUCAUUUUUUUGAUGGACUAAAAAGUCAGCUGUUUAAUGGGCUUGUCAUUUGGUUGGACAAUAGUUUAUUUAAUAACUUAUUUCACGUAAUUUUCAUGAAUUUCUAAUCCACAUACUAUUAUAUUGCCAUGACGUAACGUUUUAGCCAUGUCCGAGUGCGUGCAGAAACCAAUUAUUGCAUAAUAAUAAACUACCGUAAAUAUUUAAUUGAAUACAUUUUAUUUUAUUAUCAUGGCAUUUGAUUAAAUUAUGGCUUUUAUUCUGUA